CCAAGACGGAGAUGUAUCUUCAGCUAUGAGUAAAGAGGUUGAACUAUAAACUAUGACUUUCAGCCAUCGUCAACGAAAAGAUGUCUCUUAAUCCAGAUCCAAACCAGACGCCAACGCCAGUCUUAAGGUCCUCCGUCGGAGCUAACGCCAAGAGGACGAGUACGAGAAGUUCAAGCCGUAUUGCGUAUUCAGCAGCAGGCCAGAGCCGAUCAUCCACAAACCAAAACCGAGUCAGAAAGACUUACAGAGAAACCGACAAGAUGCAGGCUGGGCUGCGUCCGCGCCAACGAACCUUCACCUCCUGCACCGAGUGUCGCCGGAGAAAGCAGCGGUGUAACCAAGCGAAAGACCGUCCUUGCAACAACUGUGCGAGACGAUACCCACCAGUCGCCUGUACGUACGAAAGCUCCAGCCCGCCCCCAAGCAUCGACAGGAUCGUGGAUUUCCACGACGACCACGGCCAGGGGAGAGCGAGCGUGCCCAGCACGAGUCCGGGGCCGUCUUACGUGCAGACGUCAUCCCCAGAGAACAUGAGCUACGCAGCGACUCCUGCAACCACAGAUGGGUACUACAACUCCUCCUACGGGUACUACUCCGCACCUGCAGCGCCUAGGAAUGACUACCACUCUUAUUCCGCCGGAGGCUCGUCGCCGGGCUACGCUGUACCGGCUUAUACGACGAGCGCGGGCUAUACGCCUGUUUCCGCGGGCUACUACCAGAGUGCGACGACGAGCUAUACGCCAGUUACGACAGGCGGCUAUUAUUCGAGUUCGCAGCAGGAUAGUGCGUGGUUGAGCACGGCGGACCCAGCAGCAUUCGUGGGUACCGGGAGCGCCGAUUACUAUUAUGCUGCGGACCCAGAUCCGGGACAUCAUCAUGGCCAUGCUUCUUCAGGUCCUUGACGACCUCCCUGAGGCCAAGAAGCGUCAAGAGGACGCUUGGAACUUUCUGUUGGGAAUCUUAGAGGAGGCGAACCGAAGGGGUGCGCGAUAAGGGCUUUGGGGGUGGAUAACGACAAAGGGAAC
Molecule: messenger RNA, 1025 nt
Organism: Hyaloscypha bicolor E
Lineage: Eukaryota; Fungi; Ascomycota; Leotiomycetes; Helotiales; Hyaloscyphaceae
Exons: 3
Coding region: 81-902 (273 amino acids)
Biological process (GO): regulation of DNA-templated transcription
Molecular function (GO): zinc ion binding; DNA-binding transcription factor activity, RNA polymerase II-specific
Source: RefSeq, a predicted model, not a curated record